Molecule: messenger RNA, 705 nt
Organism: Candidula unifasciata
Lineage: Eukaryota; Metazoa; Mollusca; Gastropoda; Stylommatophora; Geomitridae
Source: the annotation of a GenBank genome assembly
AUGGUAACAAUAACUACAACAGAUGUUGGAGGAUCUCAAGAGAGAGUUCUGCACCACCCAGUAACAGCGGCUACAUCCUCAGCUCCUCUUGUUUCCAGAGGUCGACCGUGUUUGACUCCACAAGCAUCCAAAGACGACCCCGUGACUGCAACAACGAUCACAGUUCACUUCGAAGCACCACCUUCCCCAAAUCCCUCGACUUCUAGCCAAAGUCCUCAAGCACAGUUUGAGUUCCCAAGUAUCCCGCCUUCAUCUAAUUUCUCAAAUCACCUGAGUGUCAAGCAGGAGUACUCGCCAGCUGCCACGUUGUCCCCACUUCAGCAGCAACAGCUGAAUCCACAUGCAUCUUAUUCCAGUCCAGUUUUGUACAACCCCAACACAGACCAACGUUCAACUGUAUCUGCCUCCAGUACCAGCGCAGCUUCACCGAUUACCACACCAAGCUGUGAGAUCUCCUUUCAGCACAGGGGUGUACUACGAGUGUUGGAAACAUGGUCAAAAAUAUGUCAAAUCGAUCUAGAAGGGAAUUCUUUGAUUGCCCUGGAAACUCGGGAGUUUCUAAAACGUCUUUCAGCAAUGGGUCAUGAAUAUAAGGCUUGGUGCCAGAGAUUUGGCUCAACCUUAAGACUAGAGGAAUGCAUCAUGGCUGACAAAGCUACUGAAGCCAAGGAGGAUAAUGCAUCUAUUCACCUACAGUACAAAAAG